ACGUGAUCUCAUGACGUCAUGCCCUCAAAGAAGCCUAUACAUUCUAGGCUUUACGCAAGCACUUCCUUUCGCUCGGCAGCAGGGCUUGAGGCAACAUGAAGGCGUCCGGCGCUUUGAGGGAGUACAAGGUAAUUGGGCGCAGUUUGCCUACAGCUAAGAAACCUGCACCACCUCUCUAUCGUAUGAGAAUCUUCGCACCCAACCAUAUUGUGGCAAAGUCCCGAUUCUGGUACUUUGUGUCUCAACUGAAGAAGAUGAAGAAGGCGUCUGGAGAGAUUGUGUACUGUGGACAAGUCUUUGAGAAAUCUCCUCUAAAGGUGAAGAACUUUGGUAUAUGGCUGCGGUAUGAUUCUCGUAGUGGAACACACAACAUGUACAGAGAGUACAGAGACUUGACUACAGCUAGUGCAGUGACCCAGUGCUACCGUGAUAUGGGUGCACGCCAUCGUGCUCGUGCCCACUCCAUUCAGAUUAUGAAAGUUGAGGUGAUUCCAGCCAAUAAGUGUCGCAGACCAGCAAUCAAGCAGUUCCACGACUCCAAGAUCAAGUUCCCUCUGCCACACAGAGUUCUGCGUCGCCAGCACAAGCCUCGCUUCACCACCAAGAGACCAAACACCUUCUUCUAAGCAAGGCACUAUUGUUCUGUGGUCAAAUAAAGUUCUUAUUUGGAAGUUU
Molecule: messenger RNA, 675 nt
Organism: Bufo bufo (common toad)
Lineage: Eukaryota; Metazoa; Chordata; Amphibia; Anura; Bufonidae
Gene: RPL18A
Product: ribosomal protein L18a
Exons: 5
Coding region: 96-626 (176 amino acids)
Biological process (GO): translation
Cellular component (GO): ribosome; cytosolic large ribosomal subunit
Molecular function (GO): structural constituent of ribosome
Source: RefSeq, a predicted model, not a curated record